ACAAGCAAUAUUUAAGUAUGAUCGUUCGUUCAUCAUAAUGGAAGACUAUAUAUUGACGUGUAAUGUUUUCGGAUGUUCAAUUUCGGAUAAAGCAGGAUUAUACAUACAUAUCCGGUUUGGGCCGCAGGAUGGCUCAGCCCUUUUAGAAGCCCUCAUUGUCAGGAACUUAGGUUAUAUCCGCCAUUCAUGGAAGGAUGUCUCUCAUGUGAUUUCCAUCCACUGGACCUUUCGUCAUUAUCCCAUGGAGAAUAGUAUCACCAUGAGAAGCUUGAGGGUUUUGUGUUUGGAGGCUCUCAGCAGAAGGUCUACUUUGAAAACACUACUCAUCUGUCUGGUUAUAACUACAUGCCUCCACUUCAUUAUCAACUUUGAACAAAUAAGAGAACAUGGCGAUUACAAGAGUUUAGAUCUACCACUGAGUUAUGCAGAGCUCAGGGACUAUGAGCCUUUGCACCUUACACAUUUCGAAACAUUUCCCAGGGAUGGUCCAGUAAAAAUACCGCGGAUUAUCCAUCAGACUUGGAAAAAUACUGAAAUUCCUAGGAAACUGAUUGGUUGGGUAAAGUCGUGGUUGAAAAAUAAUCCUGGUUAUGAGUAUUGGUUAUGGACGGAUGAAAGCGCGCGAGCCUUGAUCCAGGAGAGGCAUGCGUGGCUCCUGGAUACUUACGACAACUAUCCAGAAAACAUUCGGAGGGCAGAUGCGCUGCGAUAUGUGAUCUUGUAUGAAUUCGGUGGUAUUUAUGCAGACAUGGAUGUGGAAAGUUUGAAAAACCUGGAUCCAAUGCUAAGGAAGUACUCGUGCUUUGUACCUCAAGAACCCUACGAACAUCCCAUCCUGUACGGGAACUUUGAGCACCUUGUUAUCAAUGCUGUGAUGGGAUGCCGAGAGAAACACCCCUUCAUGAAGUCACUAAUGGAAAACUUGCCCUACUUCUCACACAUGUGGAACGUCCUGGACAGUACUGGACCCCACUUCCUUACAAACAUGUACAAACAAUACACGCACAAACAUGGGGACACUAAUCCUAUGGAUUCAAAUGCAGUUUACUUGGCCCCUGCCGAGUAUUUCUUCCCAACAAUUGAUCCUUCAAAACAUUUUUGGUUUCGAAUUCAGUGCUCAAAUUUUGGAAAAUUGACUAAAAUUCAAAAGCGUGCAUGUGUUAGUCUGAAAAGACUGGGGGGAAAAAGGAAGCCAUUGAACGUUUCAUUUACAGAUCACCACUGGAUACAUACAUAUCUUGACUUCCGUCUCUCAUUGAAGGGUCCUGUUGAUAUACAUUCUGUUGUUCCAAGUGUUAAGAUUUAUAAAAACACCAGCUUUAGCUAAUUUCAUUAUUAUCAGUAGGCAUGAUCAAAUUUUGCGUAGGAUAUUCUUGCCAGGAGAUCACUAUAAACGGAGUGUUUUAUGUACAUGUCGGAAUGUAUCUUUUAAGAUUUUUUAUUAAUGUGUUGUGUAAUAUAUCCAGUUAAGUCUAGUCUUUGUAAAGCUUCAAACAUAGUAACAAGCUUGUAUUUGCUGUUGAUUUACGGUGCACCAGGUGAGCAAAACAAGGUAAUUUAUUUACAGGGCAGAGAUUUAUGAAUCAACUUAGGGAAGGAAACUGCCCUGCCCCCCUUACAACGUUCAUCUUAACUCUGUAUUUCCAUAUAGAUCCAUAAAAGUUAAAAACUAUGUGUAAAAUAAGUUUAACAUUGAAAAGGGUGAAAUCAGCUGAAAGGAGGAAAAAUCACACCCUGAUUUACGCAUGAUUGACUUUGUACUCAGCAGGGACCAUGUCUGUAGAUAUGGUUUUACUUAAUAUGUCAUUUUCAAUCUACAUGUAGUUGUUACUGUGACAUGAAGUACAAUUAUCCAAAGACACUGCAAGCCAGUGUUCAUUAUCCUGGAUACUAAAAUUUGACUUAGUUGUCAUUUGUGGUAAAUAAAGUAGAAAUUAUUUAUACUG
Dreissena polymorpha is the source of this 1946-nucleotide messenger RNA. RefSeq lists its product as uncharacterized. The record is from RefSeq and is a predicted model, not a curated record. Gene Ontology annotation, biological process: mannosyl-inositol phosphorylceramide biosynthetic process. The transcript has 3 exons. Gene Ontology annotation, molecular function: mannosyltransferase activity. Lineage: Eukaryota; Metazoa; Mollusca; Bivalvia; Myida; Dreissenidae. The coding region runs from base 38 to 1327 and encodes 429 amino acids.